Molecule: messenger RNA, 1491 nt
Organism: Spirodela intermedia
Lineage: Eukaryota; Viridiplantae; Streptophyta; Magnoliopsida; Alismatales; Araceae
Source: the annotation of a GenBank genome assembly
AUGGGCGAGGAUGUGGGAAACCACGGUAGUAGGGCGGCGGUAGUCGUGUUGGUGCCGUUCCCGGCGCAAGGCCACGUCACGCCGAUGGUGCAACUGGCGGUGGCGCUGUGCCGCCACGGGUUCCGCGCGGUGGUCGCACUGCCGGAGUCCGUCCACCGCAGCCUCCCCGGCGGCGGCGCCGGCGCCGGCGAGGUCGUCUUCCGGUGCCUCCCCGAUGGUCUCAACGAGGGCGGCGCGGCGAACUUCUCCGCGAUCGACCGCGCCAUGGAGGAGACCAUGCCGCCAUCCUUCGAGGCCCUCCUGAGGACCCACAACGUCGCUUUCGUCGUCUCCGAUAUGCUGGCCUCGUGGGCUAUAGCCGCCGCCGAUCGCUGCUCCGUGCCGGUGGCAGGCUUCUGGACGGGCAUGCUCGCCACUUACGACCUCAUCUGCUCCGCGCCGGAGCUGAUCCGCCGCCGCCUCAUCUCCUCCUCCGGUAAGCCCCUCAAACCUGAAACUUGAAACCUUCCUCCGUAACAUUCUCCCUUCUCGCUGGCGGAGCUAAGAAGAACCAUGGCAGGGAUUCCCCUCGCCGUAGGAGGGGUCGGAAGCAGUACCAGCAGCAUAUCGGAGGUCCUGCCGAGGCUGACGACGGAGGACCUGCCGUGGCUCGUCGGCGACCUGAAUUCCCAGAUGGCCCGCUUCGCCUUCUGGCAGCGGGCCAUCAACCGGUGGGCGCCUCUCCGCUGGCUCAUCGCCAACACCUUCUCCGGCGACGCCGGCGCUGCCGCCGCUACGCUGCGCGUGUUCCGGGUGGCGCCGCUGGAGCCCGCGGCGGCCGGUGGCGGCGCCUCGAGCUUCUGGGAGGAAGACUCCAGCUGCCUGCGCUGGCUCGACGCUCAUCCCCCCGCCUCCGUCGUCUACGUCUCCUUCGGCAGCUGGGUACCGCCCAUCGGCGGCGACCUCAUCGCCGAGCUCGCGCAGGGCCUGGAGUCUGCCGGCCGGCCGUUCCUAUGGGUCAUGCCCGAUGCCUGGAGGAGCGGACUCCCGCUAGGGUUUCUCGAGCGGUGGUCGUCGUCUACUUCCUCGUUGGGGAAGGUGGUGAAGUGGGCGCCGCAGUUGGCGGUGCUCCGGCACGGCGCCGUGGGGUGCUUCCUCAGCCACUGCGGAUGGAACUCCACCAUGGAGGCCAUCCGCUGCCGGACGCCGCUGCUCUGCUACCCCCUCGCCGGCGACCAGUUCGUCAACAGCCGGUACAUCGUGGAGGCCUGGAAGAUCGGGGUGAGGCUGGAGAGUAUGCGGCGAGGGGCGUUGGAGGAGGGCCUGUCAGAGGUGAUGGGCCCCGCCGGCGACGGUCUGCGGCGGCGGCUCGCCGGAAUGAGCGAAGAGAUCUUCGGGGAGGACGGCCAGGAGGUCACCGCCAAGGAACUGAUGUCCUUCGUGGAGGAGCUCAGCACCGCCGUGGACACCACCGGAGAAGAGCACCUCCAUCCUCAACUCUGCUCGCUCUAG